UUGCUACUCUCGACGGACACCGGAGUGCUACAACAUCUCAACCCGCCGCCGCCACCCACCCCCUACCCCCAAUCGGAGUGCAUCUACCAAAAAUCCGGCGGCCUCCACCGGUGAACCAGCCGUCGCGCCUCCCGAGUUCCCCAAGUCGCGCCGCCACCGACCUGCAAUUCGGCGUUUAGAUAGAAGAGCGACCUAAUUCCCAAAUCCCGACCCCAAUAUAUCCAGAUCCAUGGCGCUCUCUACUGUAUUGUUCCACCCCAUCAACCUGAUGGAGCCAUACGCUGCCGGCUCCACCUCCCGACGCUCCGGCUCUCCCGACUGGGUCUUACUCCACAGGUCGGCGCGUUUCUCCGACCUCCAGAACUCAACCACCGUCAAGUCCAAGACGAGGGAUGGCCAGGCCGUCGAGGUGUCCUUCUGGCUCGUCCAUCCGCCGGGUGUCUCCUACUUCUCCGUCCACUGCCCCGGCCUGAAUGAGGAUGACUUCGUCAGCGAGCCCUGCGUCAUCUGCGCGGAGGCGGCCCUCGUUCUCUUCUGCGUAACCCUCAACAUCCCUGGUAAUUUGACGUCCACCCACCACUUUGUCUACAGAGCCGGCCCCGGGGAGCCAGCACUGCACCUGCUUCCGGACCCCAAUCCCAAUGUUGCAGUGUCUGCAGCUGCAGCCCUGAAAUUUGGUCUCUUGCCGUUCCACGACGAGCACUAUGCCGUGGUAUUCCUAAAUCGGCACUUGACCAAAUAUGGGACUUGGCAUUUUGUUGUCGACCUCUUCUCGUCCAAGGAUCAGGCGUGGAGCACUAAGCUGGCCUCUCUGGGGUUAUUAUCGGAUUCUCAGUUAGAGUUUUUGGCCUCCCACGUGUCCUGCAAGCAGAUCGUGGUUGGGAGCAGCUCACUGGGUUGGGUUAUCUUCUGCGUGGUAUUAUUCUUCUUCGCAACCCGUCCGAUAAAUACCCUAUGAUCGAAUACAUCUCAUUUCCUGUGUCAAGGCCUUGCAUCACAGUCAAUGAAGGAUACACUGCCCAACGUUUUCGCGAUGUUGCCUGCUGCCAUAAUUUGAUCAAGUUUGUCGACAUAGAAUUUCAUGACCGUGGGUGCAGCAGAGAUAAAGGUUGGAAAGCCUCCACAUGGAACAUGAACAUUUUCUGGAACGAAUGGCGCCCACGCCUCACAGUUGAAGUUGCUGAUAUCUUGGUUCACCCAAGUUAUGAUGCUUUAUUGCCUGAGCUGCGGGACCACGAGACACAAAAACUGGAUCUGAGGAAACUGAUUACACAUACCCCCACCCUGAGCAUGUAUGAUGAUGAUUUUCUCUACAUUACGUGCAAAGUGAAUGAUGAAGACCACAAGGCCUGGGUCAUCGCAGUGGACAUGAAGCUUGAGGCUGUGGUAGCAGUGGCCCCGUUUCCUGCUAAACAAGACAGCCUCAUGCCAGUGUACUAUCCAUGCGCGUUUUCCAAGCACCUCAACAUAACCCCUGGGCUUGAUGUGGCCGAUCCAGUGCGCAAGUAUUUCAAGGGGAUGGAUGCAGCGAAAUGUGCUCUGGAAAUUCUGUGGACUCAAGACUGGCUCAGGGAACUUGAUGAAUGGUUGGAAUUUGAGGGGUCAUGUUACACCGAUUGCAUAUUACUAGACUGUUGCCCAGUAUCAUCUCUACGUUUCAAUAUUCAAUCAGUAGUAGAAUAUGCUUCUUGUAAUGGUCGAGGCAAAGCUGCCUCCGAAGCUGUGAAUGUUUGCUUACGAGCUUUGGAAGAUUUCAAUUUCCAACUGCGCAAGUCACCGAGUGAUCCAGUAUUAUCCGCUGAAGCCUUGAGGAGCAAAAUCAGUACCACCCUUGGAGCUUUAAACACUGUCUUGCAAAUUGCGCCACAUACAAUGAUGGCGAGAAGAAGGAAGCUUCCAGAUGCCUGCCACCAAAGAAAAGGAAAACAAACAAUUGAACAUUGUGAGAGGCCAGGCGAUAACAGUGACUACAGACAUGGCUUUCCUGAUGAUGACCUGCUUGUGUCGACCUCAACAUCCAGAUCCAUGCCGCUCUCUACUGUAUCGUUCAGUCCCAUCAACCUGAUGGAGCCGUAUGCUGCCGGCUCCACCGCCCAACGCUCCGGCUCUCCAAACUGGGUCUUACUCCACUGGUCGGCAUGUAUUUCUGACCUCCAGAACAAAACCACCGUCAAGUCCAAGACGAGGGAUGGCCAGGCUAUUGAGGUGUCCUUCUGGCUCGUCGAGCCGCCGGGUGUCUCCUACUUCUCUGUCCACUGCCCAGGCCUGAAAGAGGAUGACUUUGUGGAAGAACCCUACGUCAUCUGUGCGGAGGCCGCCCUUGUUCUCUUCUGCGUGACCUUCAACAUCCCAGGCGAUUUGACGUCCACCCACCAUUUCGUCUACAGAGCAGGCCCCGGGGAGCCAGCACUGCACCUGCUCCCGGACCACAAUGCUCCAGCAUACGAAGCCUAG
This is a messenger RNA of Triticum aestivum (bread wheat), 2454 nucleotides long. RefSeq lists its product as uncharacterized. The transcript has 7 exons. The record is from RefSeq and is a predicted model, not a curated record. NCBI's taxonomy places the organism in Eukaryota, Viridiplantae, Streptophyta, Magnoliopsida, Poales, Poaceae. Bases 955 to 2454 code for a protein of 499 amino acids.